AACUUCUGUGCUUAUUCCCGCACUUUUAUAUCUACUAUUAAUAUAUGAAAGAACAAAUUGCGAUUGAUUAAUGUGUUGCUUCCGGUUUGUUGUAGCAUGUGUGGUGUCUAUUAUGGAUUUCCCGGGAAAUCCUCCUCCUGGGCGUGUUCACUAAGCAAUUAUCCAUCAUGGGCCGACGUGUAUUUAUGUAAAACUAUGUGCAAAAUCUGUUCACCAGCUUCAUAAAAACAAUUCAUUCUGUACAGUAAAGGACAGACAUGACUCGACACGGGAAAAACUGCACAGCAGGAGCCGUUUACACUUAUCACGAGAAGAAGAAAGACACCGCCGCUUCUGGUUAUGGGACACAAAGUGUGCGUUUGGGGAAGGAUGCCAUCAAAGAUUUUGACUGCUGCUGUCUCUCCUUGCAGCCCUGCAGGGACCCUGUCUUAACUGAAGAUGGAUACUUAUAUGAAAAAGAAGCCAUCCUGCAAUACAUCCUUCACCAGAAAACAGAUAUUGCCAAGAAAAUGAAGGCAUAUGAGAAGCAGAAACGGGCUCUAAAGAGUGAAGGCCAGCUGGAGUCCAAGUUUGAGGAGCGAGAGAGAGCUGAGAAGUUCAAACAGAGAGAGAACAACAUUGUCUCCAAGCCAAUCAACCCCUUUACCUCAGAUAAAUCUAAGGAUGAAGGAAGCCAGAAGGGCUCAAGCAGCUCCUCCAGUUCUGACACAGGAGUGUCCAGUUCCUCUUCAGCUCUGCCCAGCUUCUGGAUCCCCAGUCUCACACCAGAGGCCAAGCCCACCUUGCUUAAAAAACCUUCAAAGACAGUGUUGUGCCCCAUGUCAGGACGUCCUUUGAAGAUGAGUGAUUUGAUUUCAGUGCGCUUCACUCCGCUGGACCCCAGUCUGGACAGAGUGGCCCUCCUCACACGCCAAGACAGAUACGUGUGUGCAGUAACCAAAGACACGCUUGGGAACUCUGUGCCCUGUGCAGUUCUUAGACCCUCUGGAGUCGUAGUCACUAUGGAGUGUGUGGAGAAGCUCAUACAGAAAGACAUGAUUGAUCCAGUGACUGAAGACAAACUGAAAGAGAAGGACAUCAUACCUCUUCAGAGGGGUGGGACUGGCUUUGCAGGCUCAGGAGUGGCCCUCAAAGCUAAAGAGGCCAGACCCGUUAUGCAAGCAUAAACAAGAGGAUUGGACAACGCUUUGACCCUGUAAAUAUUGUCAUUAAUUUUGCUAGACUUUUUUGUAGUCCUUUUGUUGUCAGUUGUUUGAUGAGGGGUAAUCUGAGUGGAUGUUGAAGUUAUAUUUUUCCUUGCCCCCAAAGAUACUAUUAUGCAACAAUAUACAGUAGAUGUGCUUUUUUUCUUUUUAAAUAAAUCAUUCAUUUUAC
Molecule: messenger RNA, 1374 nt
Organism: Sinocyclocheilus rhinocerous
Lineage: Eukaryota; Metazoa; Chordata; Actinopteri; Cypriniformes; Cyprinidae
Gene: nosip
Product: nitric oxide synthase interacting protein
Exons: 9
Coding region: 258-1166 (302 amino acids)
Cellular component (GO): nucleus
Molecular function (GO): ubiquitin protein ligase activity
Source: RefSeq, a predicted model, not a curated record